Ilex paraguariensis (yerba mate) is the source of this 816-nucleotide messenger RNA. The record is from the annotation of a GenBank genome assembly. Lineage: Eukaryota; Viridiplantae; Streptophyta; Magnoliopsida; Aquifoliales; Aquifoliaceae.
AUGACUUUUGAACUGAAUGAACCAACUAUUAGAAAAGGUGGUGCAAGUUUUAAUGAUAUUGUCCAAAAGGGGAUACAUAUUAAUUUUUUGGCCAAGCGAUCACUUCCUGCUUUCUGUUACCCGCCAUUCAACUGGUUGUGGGAAUCAGCAGUCCCUCUUGGAUUUCUUUACCAUUUUUCAUCUGUAGCUGCGUUGCCCUUAAUGACUUCUGGUUUUUUGCAUGUUUUUGAAGGUGGUGGAGGCCUCUCUGGCUGUAUGCAGGCUUCAACAUUGGCCUACUUUAUCUGUAUCAGCUCCCUAUUGGUUUCCCAAAGAUGUUCUAUGCGUUCUACUCCAUGGUAUGCAUCUGUCAGUUACAUUCAGGACUUCCAGUUGAGUGUUGGGUCAAUGGCAUUCUUACUUGAAUGAGUGUGAAAAUCUAUUCCAACUUUUCUGGAAUCAAAAUCUGCACAGUUUACAGUGGUCUGGCCUUUUAGUUUAAUGGAACUCAUGUUUCUUUUUGAUUAUAGUUGCUUGUUGUAUCUAUGACAUUGUGAGGUGAAAGGACUUAAGUUUUAAGGGUUUAUGAUCCAAAUGGUAAGACUAGGGUCAAUAGAGUUGGGAUCCUUUUGGCUGAAGUUUCAGGCAGAAACUUUUGGACAGCAAAGAAAAAAAUAAGUUUAGGGCUAGAAGGUUCAGUAAUUAGGGAAAAGACUGAAGAUUUAGGAAUCGGUUUAAUGGAAAUGUAUGGCUCUUGAUUGAGCACAACAAAGAAACAUGAUUUAUAUAGCUGAUCUUAAAUAGUUUGGAUAAGGGCUUUGUUGAGUUGAGUACAAC